AGAAGGAGGAGGAGGCGUAGAAGAAGAAAGAGGAGGACGUCGCUCUUUGAAUUAAAAAUGGCGCAGAGUGGCUGUACUUAUUGAAUAAAUUAAAGCUUCUACAUUAACAGGUUUGUCACACAAGCCGCAUCUUUUGGUGUCGUUACGACGAAAAUAAAUCGCUGUGUUUAGCGGUCUCAGUGUUUAAUAGGAUUUUGAAGACCAUGUCAUCCACACAGUGAGGGAAGCAAAGCAGCAUCAUGGAGGAGGAAAGUCCAACUCCCCGGGUCAUCGAUAUGACCACCAGUGAAAAGGUUGUGGAUCUUCUGAAUCAGGCCGCGCUGAUAACCACAGAUGAAAAGCUCACGGUGCUCAAACAGGUCCAGGAGCUGAUCAUCAACAAGGAUCCCUCUCUUCUCGACAACUUCUUGGAUGAGAUGAUCGCCUUUCAGACCGACAAGUCUAUCGAAGUGAGAAAGUUUGUCAUAGGCUUCAUAGAGGAGGCAUGUAAACGGGACAACGAGCUCCUCCUCAGACUGAUCGCCAACAUGAACAUGUUGCUGAAGGACGACAGCGUGAACGUGGUGAAGAAAGCCAUCCUCACACUCACACAGCUGUACAAAGUUACUCUACAGUGGUUGGUGCGAAACAAAGUGGUGUCAGAGAUGCAGGAGGCAUGCUGGGAUAUGGUCACGCAGAUGAAAGGAGAUGUUUUGGCAUUGCUGGACUCUGAAAACGACGGCGUUCGAACUCACGCCAUCAAGUUCACAGAAUCACUAAUCGUCACUCUGUCACCACGGACGUCAGACUCUGACGUCCCCAAAAGACAGGAGGGCGACAUCAGCCUGGACAAAGUACCCAAAGAUCACUCGUACAUUCGCUACGAUGUUCUGUGUGAAGAAGGGAAGACCGCACUGGACAAGCUGCUGAAGUUCAUGGUCCACCCGGCCAUUUCCAGCAUUAACCUCACCACAGCACUGGGAUCACUGGCCACCAUCGCCCGUCAGAGGCCCAUGUUCAUGUCAAAGGUGGUGCAGGCGUAUGAGACGUUGCAUGCGAACCUGCCGCCCACUCUGGCCAAGUCUCAGGUCAGCAGCGUGCGAAAGAACCUGAAGCUGCACCUGGUGGCGGUUCUCAAGCAUCCCUGCAGCCUGGAGUUCCAGGGUCAGAUCAGCACUCUGCUGCUGGACCUGGGAAUGCCCCAGAGUGAAAUAACCCGCUCCACACCCGCACUGCGCGAGCAGCGCAAGAGACCUCGCCAUGAACAAUACACAGAGGGCAAAAAGGUCAAGAUAGAGCCGGCCCUGAUUGAAGAUGAUGAGGACAAAGAGGAGCCAGCCCCUCUCUCCGUCCCAAAACCACCCGCCGUUCCAGUAGCUCAGUCCGCCAUUGACGUCACAGCCGAGUUCCUGCGUCCGCUGCUCAACCCCGAGAACGUAGCAAACCUGGUGCUCAUCAGCAUGGUGUAUCUGCCCGACGUCAUGCCAGCAUCCUUCCAGGCCACAUACACACCUGUCGAGUCGGCAGGCACCGAUGCUCAGAUUAAACAUCUGGCCAGACUGAUGGCCACGCAGAUGACUGCAGCAGGGAUUGGUCCAGGACUGGAGCAGAGCAAAGCGAAAGAGGACGAUGCAGGCAAAGAGGAAGGCAGCGAGGAAGACUCCAGUGCGAAGGACCUGCUCAUCAAGCGCAAAGUUCCAGCAGUGAUGAUGGGACAAGCGAUCUCUGUGGUGGGAGGUUACGCUAAGAAGACUCCGACCGCAGAGGCUCCCACAGCGGUCAAGAGGCUUCCUGAACCCAUCCUCCCCUCCGCACAAACCAAGCUGGCGGGAGCGAGCGGGAGAAAAAAAGUGUUUAGAUUGUCAGACGUCGUCCAGCCUUUAUCAGACACACAGAUUGAAAAGAUGACCUCCAAAACAGUCAAACGCAUCCUGCAUUCAGAGAAGGCGAUCGCUCAAAGCGGCAUGUCCCACGUCAGAGUGAAGCUCCUCUCCAGGCUGGUGACGCAGUUUGAAGGGAUGAUGAAAGACGACGUGCUGGAAUUCAUUCUGGAUGACAUCAGGACGAGGAGCGACCUGGCGUUUUCUCUCCUGUACCAAGAGUACAACACCUACCUCGGCCAGCUGCCCACCGGACUGCUGGACAGCUACGACCACUGUCUCUACACGCUGCUGUCAGGUCUGCAGGAGAAACCUGAGCAGAGGGACGGACUUUUCACCAAACUGGUUCUGGAGGCUCCCAUUAUAACAGAAUCAGCGUUGGAGGUGAUCCGGCGUUACUGUGAAGACGAGUCGCGGGUUUAUUUGGGAAUGACGACUCUGAAGGAGCUCAUCAUCAAACGACCCUCGAGGCAGUUUCAGUAUCUACACGUGCUGCUGGACCUCAGCUCACAUGAAAAGGAAAAGGUGCGCACCACCGCGUUGGGUUUCCUCAAGCGCAUGUAUGAGAAGGACCACCUCAGGGACUACAUCGAGAAGUUUGCCCUGAACUACAUGCAGCUUCUGGUCCACCCGAACCCUCCAUCUCUGCUCUUUGGGGCUGAUAAAGACACAGAGGUGGCUGCUCCGUGGACCGAGGAGACGGUGAGACAGUGUCUGUUCCUCUACUUGUCUCUGCUGCCUCUCAACCACCGGCUGGUCCACGAGCUGGCUUCCGUCUACACCGAGGCCAUCGCUGACAUCAAGCGCAGCGUGCUCCGAGCGAUAGAGCAGCCCAUCCGUGGGAUGGGGAUGAACUCUCCUGAGCUGCUGCUGCUGGUUGAAAACUGCCCCAAAGGAGCAGAAACGCUAGUGACUCGCUGUCUGCACAUACUGACAGAUAAAGUGCCUCCGUCUCCAGAGCUGGUGGAGAGAGUACGAGACCUUUACCACAAACGAGUGCCGGAUGUUCGUUUCCUAAUCCCCGUCAUAAACGGUCUGGAAAAGAAUGAAGUCAUCCAGGCUCUCCCCAAGCUGAUCAAACUCAACCCCAUCGUAGUGAAGGAGGUGUUCAACCGUCUGUUGGGCACUCAGCACAGUGAAGGAAGUUCGUCCGUGUCCCCUCUCACCCCAGGAGACCUGCUGAUAGCUUUACACAACAUAGACUCAACCAAAUGUGAUAUGAAGUCUAUCAUAAAAGCGACCAACCUGUGCUUCGGGGAGAAGAACGUGUACACGUCGGAGGUGUUAGCGGUGGUGAUGCAGCAGCUGAUGGAGCAGAGUCCCCUCCCCAUGCUGCUCAUGCGAACCGUCAUCCAGUCCCUCACCAUGUACCCACGACUGGGAGGCUUCGUCAUGAACAUCCUGUCCCGCCUCAUCGCCAAGCAGGUGUGGAAGUAUCCCAAAGUGUGGGAAGGAUUUGUGAAGUGCUGCCAGAGGACGAAGCCUCAGUCGUACAGCGUCCUGCUCCAGCUGCCGCCCGCACAGCUGAGCAGCGUGUUCGAACGCUGCCCGGAGAUGAGAGAGCCUCUCCUACAGCACGUCCACUCCUUCACACUUCACCAGCAAGCUCAUAUACCUGCCUCCAUCAUGUCGGUCCUGGAAGUCAAUAAGAAACCGGAGCCAAAGCCUGUGGAGCCUGUCGAGGAGAAAGAGAUUGAACCAGUUCCUGAUCCAGCUGGCCCAGUUGAAGCAGAGGUUUCCGCUGCUGCAGCAGCAGAAGAAGAAGAAGAAGAGUCAGAACCAGCAGAGCAGCAACAUCCAGUCGCAGCGAGAGACGAAGAGGAGCCGAUGGAGCAGGAGGAAGCUGAUCCAGUGACACAGGAGGAGACUGGUGACGCUGUUUCUCAGGUGGAGUCGGCAGCAGCAGCAGCAGGAGGAGGAGGAGAGACGCUGUCACCUCAACCAGAACCAGCCGAGGAGCCGAUGGAGGCGUCUGAACCUGAGCCGUCAGACCCGCAGGAGCCGCCGAAAGACGCCGAAGCUGACGUCACGGGGCCGGACGCUGGAAGCAGCAGCGAGGACGUAGAAUGACUGAUCAAGACAAAAGCACUCGAAACAAAAGGACAUUUCUAUCCCGUGCAGACAUCCGACAGGUUUCUCUGAACCCCCCUCUUUUCUUUUUGUACUUGUAGAAAACAUAUUUUGCGGAUAAUUGUAUAUGAAAGCGUUCCGUAUGCCUUCAUGUCAUGACGAGUUGGCAAAUAAAUCAACAAAAACACA
This is a messenger RNA of Thunnus maccoyii (southern bluefin tuna), 4118 nucleotides long. RefSeq names its product symplekin (gene sympk). The coding region runs from base 240 to 3929 and encodes 1229 amino acids. Gene Ontology annotation, cellular component: mRNA cleavage and polyadenylation specificity factor complex. The record is from RefSeq and is a predicted model, not a curated record. The transcript is spliced from 27 exons. Lineage: Eukaryota; Metazoa; Chordata; Actinopteri; Scombriformes; Scombridae.